Messenger RNA from Toxorhynchites rutilus septentrionalis, 1824 nucleotides. RefSeq lists its product as uncharacterized. NCBI's taxonomy places the organism in Eukaryota, Metazoa, Arthropoda, Insecta, Diptera, Culicidae. The transcript has a single exon. The record is from RefSeq and is a predicted model, not a curated record. The coding region runs from base 1 to 1824 and encodes 607 amino acids.
AUGUUCGACCAGUUCAAAUGUCUGGUUUUCGUGACCGGACUGAAGGCAUCCAAGCACGCUGAUAUUCGGACGAGAUUGCUCACCCGGAUGGAAAACGAGAGACCGGACGCACCAGUGACUCUUCAAACUCUCAUCGACGAGUUCCAGCAGCUCGUUAAUCUGAAAGCAGACACCAGCUUGAUUGAGCAUCCAGCCAGCUCGAAAGCAGCAGUACACGCCAUCAGUGAGAAGAAGAGACUAUCAGAAGUUCCCAAGCCCUCGUUUAAACCGGAAGCCAAAUCUCCAAAGACGCCGUGCUGGCAAUGCGGCCAGAUGCACUUCGUGAAGGAAUGCACAUACAGCAACCAUCUGUGCAAAUCUUGCAACCGUGUGGGACACAAGGAAGGGUACUGCGGAUGCUUCACCAAGACUUCAAACGCGCCUGCUGGGGAUAAUUCCAACCAAAAGGGUAAGAAGAACCAGAAGAAGACGACCAAGUACCAAGCCAACAUCGUUCACACUGUAAACCACACCGGUAAUCUCACCCGUUUCGUCACGACAAUGAUGAACGGACGUCAAGCCACACUGCAACUCGACAGUGGAUCACCAAUCACCAUUAUCAGUGAAGAGACCUGGAGGAAGGUUGGAUCACCUGCACUCAAGCCAUCGUUCUGUGAAGCACUUUCUGCAACCAAAGAUCCUCUGCCGCUGCUGGGGGAAUUCACCUGUCUCGUAGGAGUCAAUGACGUCAUCAAGCCUGGACUAUGCCGAGUAACGUCAGUCAAGGGACUCAACCUGUUCGGCUCGGAAUGGAUGGACCUCUUCGAGAUGUGGACGAAACCAUUGUCAUCGUUCAUUAAUCAAGUGAAUCAAUCCAAUUCAAAUUCCUUUUCUGGAAAGCAUUUCCUCAUGCGGUUUCCCGAAGUUUUUCAGGACACUCUUGGGCAUUGCCAGAAAGCUCAAAUCAGUCUUCACCUGAAGCCAGAUGCCAAACCGAUUUUUCGACCCAAACGCCCGGUUCCAUACAACGCCAUUCCCUUGGUCGAAACCGAGCUCAAUCGUCUGCAGCAGUUGGGCAUUAUCUCACCAGUAGAUUACUCCGACUGGGCAGCUCCUAUCGUGGCAGUUCAAAAGCCGGGUGGCAAGGUUCGAAUUUGUGCCGACUACUCAACUGGGCUGAACUCGAUGCUGGAGGCGCACAAUUUUCCGCUUCCCACACCGGACGACAUCUUCUCGAAGUUGGCUGGAAGCAAAGCGUUUAGCAUAAUCGAUCUGUCGGACGCUUACCUACAGGUUGAAGUCGACGAUGCAUCGAAGCGACUCCUCACCAUCAACACCCACCGGGGCCUAUUCAACUUCAACAGGCUGGCUCCUGGUGUAAAGUCAGCACCCGGUGCUUUCCAACAGCUUAUGCACACCAUGAUUGCUGGGAUUUCCGGUGUUGAGGUGUUCCUGGAUGACUUCAUCAUCUUCAGCAAAAACGAGGAGCAACACUAUCAGACGUUGUGCACCCUGUUCAGUUGCCUCCAAGAAUAUAGGUUCCAUCUGAAGCUGGAUACGAUUUGGUACGAUUUCGAUAUCGUGUUCGUAUCUACCAACAAUUUCGGCUAUGCGGAUGUACUAUCGAGGCUCAUCAGCAGCCACGAGCGACCAGAGGAAGAAUUUGUGGUGGCAAGUGUCAACAUCGAGCCCGAUCAGCAGUGCAUUCUGGACAGCACCAUCGAACACCAACCAGUCACAUCGAUAUGGUGCAGAAAGCUACGUCAGCAGACCCAAUGUUGCAGCGACUCAUCCAGUACAUCAACUUCGGCUGGCCCAAGAACGGAAAAUCGAUUCAGAAUGUAG